Messenger RNA from Lytechinus pictus (painted urchin), 3982 nucleotides. RefSeq names its product MORN repeat-containing protein 4-like. The record is from RefSeq and is a predicted model, not a curated record. Gene Ontology annotation, biological process: response to axon injury. Gene Ontology annotation, cellular component: cell projection. Bases 164 to 610 code for a protein of 148 amino acids. Lineage: Eukaryota; Metazoa; Echinodermata; Echinoidea; Temnopleuroida; Toxopneustidae. The transcript has 5 exons.
GUACCGGUAUAGAGGCCGAGGUGGACCGGCCGCACCGCUCGGUCGGCGUAGGGGCGCGACCGGCUGACAGCGGUCGCGACAUCGACAGUGUUUGUUGUUGCUGUAGAUUUUCUGUGAAACAGGUACAGAUUGUUUUCUAUUUGGUACUCAAUAAGACAUCAUCAUGACAUCAUCUCAAGGAGUUUACAAAUAUCCAGAUGGAGAGGAAUACAAAGGAGAAUGGCUGGAAGGAAAAAGGCAUGGUGUAGGAGAGCUGUAUCUAUCCGAUGGAUCCAAAUACAGCGGGCAGUUUGACAGUGGACUCUGCUCAGGACAUGGUACACUGCUCUUUGCUGAUGGGUCAAGGUACGAGGGUCAGUUCCAACAGGGCAGGUUUGAUGGUUUAGGUGUGUUCACACGACCGGAUGGUAUGCUGUUUGAAGGAGAGUUUAAACAAGGAAAAGUGAAUGGAUUAGGGUUGUUGACAUUUGCAGAUGGCACCCAUGGCUUACCAAGGAACGAAGGACUGUUUGACGGUACCAGGCUCGUCGAGAGACAACGAGCAAGAGACAUCGUAACAAAAGCCAAACAAGCCGCUCAAACCGCAAAGAAUAUACAAGUCAGAGUGUAGAUAGACAUUCCAGGGGGAAAACAAUUGAGUAAAAUCUGUUUCAAUGAAAUGUACUUAUGCCGUCAUGGACGUGUUAUUUUAGGAAAAGAAUAUACGUGACCAGGCAUGGCAAAACCCACAAAAAGUCACCCAUAAAUUGAUUUUCAGUAAGAUAUAAUCAGAUAUUUUCAGUAGAUGUCCCUUCUGAAAGAGGAGAUUCUCAGCUUUAAAAUGAGAUAUAACUCACAACUUAUUUUAUGAUCAUAACCCUUGUUAUAAGGAUAAGAAUUCAUCAGAAUGCUACAUUUGAGAAAUGAGGAAUUUAAGUCGACCAAUCUAUCGAUUGCAGGUCCUAUAGAAAUGCAAUCCUAAAGAUUGCAUAGUACCCUAUUUACUGUCUCCUGCACAUAUUUUGGGCUUUCAUGUAGCUUCAUGCAUUUGAAAUUUAUAAUAUUUACUAACUCAAUGUCAUACGUUGUCGCUAUAAUGAUAUAAGUGACAAGUUGGAAGUUGUUAUCUGGAAUUUGAAAUGUUUUAUAUUGUAUAUAGUUUUUCUCAAAGAUAUUAUGAAAAAAACCCUUAUCCUUAUUUCAAACUUUCAAGGCACUUUUAAUGGUCAUUGAUAUCCAAUAUAUUAUAUGAUAAAUAUUUCAUUAUAUGACAACUAGUCUUUAUACUUGUUAGUAAUGUACCAUUAACAUUGGAAGUUGUAUUCAUUAAUAGUAUUAAAGCUCACAGACAUUCAUUCUUUUUUAUUCUGUUUUCUAAACUAACAUUCCAAUUUUUGAAAAAUGUAAAGCUAUGAAUGCCUACAUGUGAAUCCCCUUGUGUUUUUUGUACAUAGUGGUAUAAUUUUGCAAGGUGUAAAAGUUAACUUUCAUAAGUCAAAUAUUUGCCCAACAUAUUUGUCGAACAGAUUUUUUAAGGCAAAGUUAGCUGUAUUCCUCCAUUCACAUGAACGUGAAAAGGGGUUCACUUUAUUGGUUUCCAGUCGCUGAGACUGAGAAUGUCAUGAUUUACUUGUCCAAUCGAUAAAGAAGCAAUGUCAAUAUUCAAUAUAUUUUUAUACACUAGGAAAUCAAAAUCAUUGUCCUUCUCUCUUCCCCUCUGUUUGUCUCCCUCUUUCUCUUUCCAUUUCUCAUUAGGCAAAUACUGUAUAUAGAUUACUUUUCUUUAAAUUAUAUGUACUUAUGUAGGGAUGAACAUUAGAUCUGAUUAAUGUUUUCAUAAUUUAUUGAGGAAAUCUGCUUUCACUGUACACUUGCAUAUUCGUAAGAUUCCCUUACUUUCUUCAGCAGAUUCCCCCCCCCCCCCAAAAAAAAAAAAAAAAAAAAAAAAAAUGUGACACCCUUUUAUAAAGAACCAAAAUUAAUUUGAAUACAAAGCAGGCUGGACUGGCAACAUGUGAUGUAUAAAAGUUAUAUAAUGCAUGCGUAAUAUCAAUUAAUUCCUGAUUUUCCCUCAUUUUUUCCUUCUGAAAAAGAUAUCAAAUUACCUUUUAAGCAAAGGUGUUUUUAUGGCAAGUCAUGAAAUUGGAUUAAAUGUUUAUGAAUUAUAUAGAGAUAUUCAAUUAAUGGGCUGGCCCAAAUUAGAUUAUUAAUAAUUCUUAUCAAUACACGUAGAUCACUUCCAGUUAAUUAAGAUCUCAUGUUGAUAGUUAUAUAUAAGUUUGAUUUUUUUUUUAAUAUGAUAUACAUAUAGAUGAAGGGUGCUAUGUUGAUAAUACAGUGUGGUUAGUAAGUCCAAUGCAGUGACGGAUACAAAAAAAAUUUGAAGAAAAAAGGGGUGCGCUAUAAUCAAAUUUGGAAAUAGAUAGGGUGCAUGUGACAUUUUCCCUAGAUUUCUGUAUUGAUAUAUUUAUUCACAGGAUCGAAAUUUAGAAGCACCACCUAGAUACACCUCUGUGUAAUGCAGACAAAAGGAUAAGAAAUUUACUUGGUUUAUAAAUCAACAUUCUUAAAAUAUUUAUCAGCAACUCAUCAUGUUGAUUGUUUUCUCUCUUUUUUUUUUAGUUUGACAUUUAUAGUGAGUGUUAAUAAUGCAAUAUAAUAUUUGUGUCUUUCACCAAGUAAUUUCUUUGUGUUCAAUGUAUCACUGAGUAUGAUUAAAUUCCGACAUAGAUCAAAGGAAAAAUAAAAUGAUUUGGCAAUGCUGGGUUGACGAAAACAUGUCUCUCGGAUAAGUACAUGUACAUGUAUAUCCCUUGAAAGGAAAUUACUGGUUUAAGCCCAACCUUCACAGAGUUGUAAGAUUUUGAAUAACUGAAAAGCUCAGGCCAAAGCAGUUUUCUCCAUUGAGCACCGCUUUGAAAAGCACUAGGCAUGGACUAGAGAAUUACUGAAAGGGAGCGGUGUUAGAUCAAAGUCAGAAUUUACUGCAAGGUCAAGGGUCAUUGUGCUUGGUCCAUGCUUCCUGUCAACUUGGGUCUUGUCUUACAAAGAUUGGUGAUUGUCUGAUCAAACUCAACUAUCAAUGUCAUACUUUUUCAAAAAGGAAAUUUGUAGUGUUCUUUGUAAACAAAGAGCGUUCUGAAUUUUCAAGACAAUGACGACUAUAUGAAUUUACAUCAUAUCCAGAAAUUAUUGUGAGCAAACAUGUAUUUUAGAUGUUGGCGUUGCUGGCCUUCCGUACUCAUGGUCAAUUGGAUCAAUCGCAACUCUUUGUAAGACGAGACCCUGAUGUAGGUGUGUGUAGAUACCUAGACAGUUGACUGGCUUUUGGGCUUAUUUAUUGAAAGGAUACCUGGAAAGCAAGUGCAGUUGGCUGUGAAUAACAUGUAUUUGAAUGCACAUUUCAAUUUGGUACAGAUCAUUUCAGUGCGGACUAGAAUUUGGAGGAUAAAUGAAAGGGGUAUUGUAUCAAGUGGUCAGGAGAGCUCGGCCCCAUCUUACAAAGAGUUGCGAUUGAUCCGAUCAAUCGCAACUGUCGUAACCCCAGCAUCUAAAAUGCAAAUUUGUUCAAAAUAUUUUCUAGAUGUAUAUUCAUACAUUCAUCACUUUCUUGAAGAUUCGGUGUGAUUCUAUGUCAAUAGGAGAUUGUGCAAAUUUCCUGUUAAAAAAAUUAUGGUAUGGAUGGAUUAUAGUUGCGAUUAAUUGGAUCAAUCGUAACUCUUAGUAAGAUGGGCCCCAGAAAAACCAACAAAGCUGCCACUAUUCUUGAUCCAAUGGGAUAGUCUUAUGUCUGACACAGCAUAUGGAUUCAUUAAAAAGUGAGCCAGACCUCAGUUGAUAUAUUAAGUAGUCUAUUAAAAAGAAAUUAGUAUUUUGGGCAAGGAGUUGAGACAAGGACUUGUAACCCCAACAACAUUUUUUUAAUCUUGAUUUUGAUGAUGAGCAUUGAUGAUAAUGAAAUAAGUUUAUUAAAGUAUUUUGACAUACAUAUAUAUAUAUAUUA